AUGUGGUACAUACAUGAAAACAACUCCCUGUCGAAAGGUACAGUAGAGCACUGUUCGUGUGUCUUGACCAUUGGACCUUCAAUAAAUACACGGAGGCUUACAUUAGGUUUUGUUCCACCGACGCUGAUUUAUCUAGAGAGAGAGAGAGCCUGUGUGCUUCGACGCCGGUCGGUGGGUAGCUGUGUGAGUCAGUCUGGCCGGGAUCUGACGCCGAUAUCGCCGGAAAACAUGUCUUCCGGCAGGUACAUGGCGUACUCACCCUCGCCCUCCGCUCCUCACUCUCCUCACCUCGGCGGCCUUCUCUCCGCCUCCACCGCCAUCGUUGAGCAAGAAAAGUAUCUCUCUGAGUUAUUGGCAGAGCGUCACAAACUCAGUCCAUUUGUGCCUGUGCUUUCUCAUAUCUAUCGGUUGCUGAAUCAGGUUUUAGAUCAAAGUGGGCUUGAACAUGCUAGCCCCCUGGCUUCAGGAGGACUAUUUUCAAAUGGAGGAGCUAAUGUGAACAGAUGGGCUGCACAGUUUCAUUCAGAAAUCUCAGGUUUGAGGCAGCCCUCAUCUGCGCAAAACUGGCUUGGUUCUCAAGGUAGCUCCUCUGGUCUUAUAGUGAAAAGAACGAUCAGGGUUGAUAUUCCAGUGGACCAAUUUCCUAAUUUUAAUUUCGUUGGGCGCCUCCUUGGUCCUAGAGGGAAUUCUCUCAAGCGCGUGGAAGCUAGUACCGAGUGCCGUGUUCUGAUCAGAGGACAUGGUAGUAUCAAGGAUCCUGCCAAGGAAGAGAUGAUGAGAGGAAAACCAGGGUAUGAGCACCUGAAUGAACCCCUUCAUGUACUUGUUGAGGCAGAAUUGCCGGUUGAGAUAGUGGAUGCUCGUCUAAUGCAAGCUCGUGAGAUACUCGAGGAUUUGCUCAAGCCCAUGGAUGAAUUUCAGGAUUUUUAUAAGAAACAGCAGCUACGGGAGCUUGCAAUGCUCAAUGGUACAUUCCGUGAGGAAGGUUCACAAAUGUCUGGUUCUGUGUCCCCCUUCCACAAUAACCUUGGUAUGAAGAGGGCCAAGACUAGGGUGUGA
Ilex paraguariensis (yerba mate) is the source of this 1059-nucleotide messenger RNA. The record is from the annotation of a GenBank genome assembly. Lineage: Eukaryota; Viridiplantae; Streptophyta; Magnoliopsida; Aquifoliales; Aquifoliaceae.